Molecule: messenger RNA, 2619 nt
Organism: Penicillium manginii
Lineage: Eukaryota; Fungi; Ascomycota; Eurotiomycetes; Eurotiales; Aspergillaceae
Exons: 3
Coding region: 1-2619 (872 amino acids)
Biological process (GO): IMP salvage; AMP metabolic process
Cellular component (GO): cytosol
Molecular function (GO): AMP deaminase activity
Source: RefSeq, a predicted model, not a curated record
AUGGGAUCAACUCGACUCGGGCCCGACCUUGGUCUUGAUUCAAAUGCCAACACCCCCAACGAUGAAUACCCCCGUUACUUCAGCUCUGGCGACGAGGCCACCGUCCCUCCUUCUCGCGAGGACUCGGACCCGUCACAGGAUGAUAACGGCGAGUUGUGGCCUCGAGACCAGCAACAGAAGACUGCAACCUACGACUAUGCCUAUGAAAAGUCUAUGAGUCACGCUGAGGCAAAACUCUUCUAUCAACAUCACCAACAGGCCUCGAAGACAGGAGCUGGAUCGGGCGAGAACACCGCUCAAGGUGUCCCCGUGAGCCCGGUGCCCACAAAUAGCUCCAUCGUCGAGUCCAACGAAGGAAGUAGCUCGUUCCACGGAGAUUCCUCUCGCCCUCGAGGAAACUCCAUCAUGCUUGACGCAGAGUGGUAUCCUUCUACCGUAUCCCAGACUGGCGGCGAUGGUACUCAGCCCAACAGUGCCCAACUGGCCGCAGAUCUCGCCGCUCGAAGCCAUGCAGCCACGUUCAGUCCCGCCCAGACUUCACACAUCGCCGCGGCAGAAGGCCUCCAAGGGAAUGGCCUCGGCAUUGGUGGUCUCCCCCAAGGUGCCAAUGGGUUCGCACCAAGUGGUGAUCCUGUGAGUUCCGAGUUGAGUUCGAUCUACCGCAAGAUUAAGGGUCUCUUGGAUCGUCGAACCAAGUAUAUGGAACUUUCGCUCCAACGACCAGGAGAUAAUCCCCGUGAUGCACCUGACUGGGUUCUCUACCCACCACCGCCAGAGCCCGCUUGGGACGAUGGUAAGGAAUACCAACCGGGGACCACCGGGGGCUCCUCUGAUUUAAAUGAGAAGAAGAGAAAGAUGGGCGAGGAUAUUGGUGAAGACUUCGAUCUGGAAGAGCAGAUGCCCGUUCCCGGCCCAUCGGAUUGGACAUACCGUUUGGACCGGAGUAGUGUCUACCAGGUCUAUGAGUCGGAAGACGCCAAAGAGCCUGCCGUUCACAUCCCCUCGUUGCGGGACUUCUACAUGGAUUUGGAUGCCGUGGUGGAUGUCUCGACGGACGGACCGGCCAAGAGCUUUGCCUUCAAGCGUCUCUCCUACUUGGAAGGCAAGUAUCAGCUGUACACCCUCUUGAAUGAAUAUCAGGAAGUCGCAGACAGCAAGAAAGUCCCCCACCGUGACUUUUACAACGUCCGAAAGGUCGACACUCACGUUCAUCACUCGGCGUGUAUGAAUCAGAAGCAUUUGCUUCGUUUUAUCAAGAGCAAGAUGCGCAAAUCCCCCGAUGAGGUGGUUCUCUUCCGUGAUGGGAAGCAUCUGACUCUGCGAGAAGUAUUUGAAAGUAUCAACUUGACUGCUUACGAUCUCAGUAUUGAUACCUUGGAUAUGCACGCUCACACCGAUUCUUUCCAUCGCUUUGACAAAUUCAAUCUCAAAUACAACCCCGUUGGCGAAUCUCGUCUCCGUGAAAUCUUCUUGAAGACAGACAACUACAUCAAGGGCCGAUACCUGGCCGAGAUUACGAAAGAAGUCAUCUCCGAUCUGGAGUCCAGCAAAUAUCAAAUGGUCGAAUGGCGAAUCUCCAUCUAUGGACGAUCUCCCGACGAGUGGGACAAGCUGGCCGCGUGGGUGGUCGACAACAAACUGUUCUCCCCCAACGUCCGCUGGUUGAUUCAAGUGCCCCGUCUCUAUGAUGUCUACAAGUCCAGCGGUAUGAUGGAAAACUUCGAACAGGUCAUCACCAAUGUUUUCCAACCUCUGUUUGAGGUGACCAAGGAUCCUUCCAGCCAUCCCAAGCUCCACAUCUUCCUGCAACGCGUCGUUGGAUUUGACAGUGUCGAUGACGAAAGCAAAACGGAGCGCCGCUUUUACCGCAAGUAUCCCAUCCCGCGAGACUGGGAUACUAAGCAGAAUCCCCCCUACAGCUACUGGCUGUACUUCAUGUUCGCCAACAUCGCGUCCCUCAACCAAUGGCGGAAGCGCCGGGGGUUCAACACGUUCGUGCUCCGGCCACACUGCGGUGAAGCGGGUGACCCAGACCAUUUGGCCGUGGGCUUCCUUGCGUGCCAUAGUAUCAGUCACGGCAUCUUACUGCGCAAGGUCCCUCUGCUUCAAUAUCUUUACUACUUGCACCAGAUUGGUAUCGCCAUGUCUCCGCUGAGUAACAAUGCCCUGUUCCUCACCUACGACAAGAACCCAUGUGCCAGCUUCUUCAAGCGUGGACUCAAUGUCUCCCUGUCAACCGAUGACCCGUUGCAAUUCGCAUUCACGAAGGAACCCCUGAUCGAGGAAUACUCGGUUGCCGCUCAGAUCUACAAAUUCAGUGCCGUCGACAUGUGUGAACUCGCCAAGCAUUCCGUCGACCAGAGUGGAUUCGAAAUUGCUUUGAAGAAGAGGUGGCUUGGUGAUAAUUGCAGUGAGCCCGGUGUCGCUGGUAACAAUGUCGCCAAGAGUAACGUGCCUGAUAUUCGCGAGGCAUUUCGGAACGACACUCUCGCUGCGGAGUUAUCCCUUGUUGAACGGUACGCCGAGGGCUCUGGAGUUGAUGAGCGCAGUGCCUUGGCUCCGGGGUUGCUGCAUACAGCUCAGCAGGCGUCUGUCAAGCCUGCUGGUGCUAAGCCUUGA